Pestalotiopsis fici W106-1 is the source of this 1020-nucleotide messenger RNA. RefSeq lists its product as uncharacterized. The record is from RefSeq and is a predicted model, not a curated record. The coding region runs from base 1 to 1020 and encodes 339 amino acids. Lineage: Eukaryota; Fungi; Ascomycota; Sordariomycetes; Amphisphaeriales; Sporocadaceae. Gene Ontology annotation, cellular component: spliceosomal complex; cytosol. The transcript has 2 exons. Gene Ontology annotation, biological process: mRNA cis splicing, via spliceosome.
AUGCUGCCCACGGUGAUUAAGAACCGCCCGUCGGCGGAAGCAGACUUUCAGCCCCUCAGCGAGUACCAGUCGCAGACGCCCGAGACCUUUUUCGACGGCAAGCCCGUGCUGUACUUUCACGACGAGCACAUCAAGGCCUGGUGCUCGCCCGAGCAGUCGAGUCGCCUGCACAUCUUCUCCAGCGGCGGCCAUGUGGAGGAGGGCAGUGACGCCGCGCCCAACAAGCCACCCACGCCGCCCGAGGCCCUCGCCCUCGAAAACGACGGCGGCAAGCACCUGAGCGAAGAAGACAAGGUCGAGGUCUUUGUGUCAUCACACAAGCUGAUUCUCUACUCGCACAACAACCAGACUGGUAUCGAGAUACCGUACCCGUCCAUUUCCCUCCACGCGACCAAGAACUUCAAGAGCCGCGAGAACCCCGACGACGAGACAAAGAAAUUCCUGGGCGUGUACAUGCAGCUCGAGUUCUCGGGCGACGGCGGCGACGACGACGAGUCCUUUGAUCCCCUGGAACUGACUCUCGUUCCUUACAAGGCCGUCGAUGCUGCCGCGACCGAGUCGAUAAUAGACCCGCUCAACGCCCAGCGCACCUCGGCUCUCUUUGCCCAGAUUUCGGCUUGUCAGAACCUGCACCCGGACCCAGCCGACGAGGACGAAGACGACGAGGGCGAUGGUGAGGACUACAUGGACAGAAUCGUGUUCGAGGGAGAAGCCCUCGAGGGCCUGCCUGGCGCGUUUCAGGGCGAUGCCAACGGUGGUCUACCGCCGCCAAUGCCCGGGAGCUCGGGCUGGAUCACGGCCGAAAACGUGGGGGACUACUUUGACGAGGAGGGCAACUGGAUCGGUGGCGGCGCCGAGGUGGCAGAGGGCGAGGGUGUCGUCAUCAGUGGUGAGCUUGGCGAAGGCGCCGGUCGUGUCCGUGGCCGAGACGAGGUUGAUGGUGGUGAUGCCGAUGGUGUCAAUGGGAACGAGGCCGAGGGCGAUGGCGAUGGCGAGUCCAAGCGCCCACGCACCGAGUAA